Molecule: messenger RNA, 1078 nt
Organism: Frieseomelitta varia
Lineage: Eukaryota; Metazoa; Arthropoda; Insecta; Hymenoptera; Apidae
Exons: 4
Coding region: 263-994 (243 amino acids)
Molecular function (GO): N-acetyltransferase activity
Source: RefSeq, a predicted model, not a curated record
UUUUCCCCAGUAUGCAUUAAUUGGACGCUGAAAAAUCAAGCGGUGGCUACUUAUCAAGACACUGGAGCUAUACCAACAAUAGAGUGUAGGUCGCUUGGAAUAAACUACUCGAAUUUAGCUUCAUUCCGCCAGCGUGCAUGCUGCCGGGAACAUCGUUUUUCUCUCAAAUACCAGUCUAUCUAUCAUUGAGCUAUCGCUACCACUCAUCUUAGCACCUGGUGUCUCUUAUCUGGCUCUUUAUCAGCCUGUCAAAACAGCAGUAAUGUUCCUGGACUCGGACGAUGAACUGGUCUACAAACUACUCACCAGAGACAAAGUAGAAGAUGCUUUGGCUCUUCAAGCUCAGACUAUGAAGCAGGAGAAUCUAGCAAUAGGGUUAGGAAUGUUUGAAGACGAUGGUGCUCCAGAGGAGAUGAACCUAAUCUUCAAAGAAAUCAUCAAAGAUGGUACCACAUUGAUAGCCGUUGACAAGAAGACGAACGAAUUGGCAGCAGUGGCAUUUAACAAGCUUCACGCUAAACCCAAGGAAGGUGCGAAAGAUGAGCUAGAAACAUUCAUAGAAGAGAACCUGAGGCACCGAACGUGCAGAGAACUUAUCAAGUUUCUCGAUGACGUUCAGAGCAAGGUGGAUGUAUUCGAGAGGUACAAUGUAAACGGGGCGAUGGAGCUGUUUUAUCUUGGCACGAAUCCACGGUACCAAGGCCGUGGAAUCGGCCGCCAAAUAGUAGAGAAGUGUAUCGAGUUCGGUCGAGGGCUCUUGAACGGUACAAUCAAGAGAACAUCGAUCGACGGUAGCAUCCUAGAGCAGCACGUGCUCCCGGAGAUAAUUUACUGUGUGGUCGCCUCCAACUAUAGCCAACGAAUCGUAGAUAAAUUGGGUUUCCAGGUUCUGCACGAGGCCCGAUACGACGACUAUAGUUUUGGUGGCAAAAAAAUGUCCGAAAGGAUAGGAGAUGUUCAUAGGACAGCCAAGUUGCAGGUUCUGAAACUUUGAACAGAAUGCAUUCGACUAUGAUAGAGUUAAGUCUACAAAAACUGUAACAUUUAAAAUGGCUACUAAAUAAAUGAUACUUAUACU